Messenger RNA from Epinephelus moara (kelp grouper), 4296 nucleotides. Its product is annotated as protein APCDD1-like. Lineage: Eukaryota; Metazoa; Chordata; Actinopteri; Perciformes; Serranidae. The record is from RefSeq and is a predicted model, not a curated record. The transcript has 5 exons. Gene Ontology annotation, cellular component: plasma membrane. Bases 340 to 1758 code for a protein of 472 amino acids. Gene Ontology annotation, molecular function: Wnt-protein binding. Gene Ontology annotation, biological process: negative regulation of Wnt signaling pathway.
CCAGGGCGCACGGAGGACGCGCGUAAAAGCAACCGAGCUGCUCCAUUUCAACAGUGAACCACAGCGUUGAACUCCUCCGGAGUUGUAAAGUUUGGACUCUCCUUCCUUUUCUAUGUGCGACUCUUUGUUUUGAACCAGGUGCAUCGGAGGGUUUUAUCCUCUGUAGAGAACCGGAGGUGUGUUUCCUAUGAUGCUCGGAUAUGUCAGGAGUAUUUGCUCCACGCUUUGGAUACAUAAUGUGAGGAUUUGUGUCGGAAUCAAUAAGGACGCUGCGUAAAGGAAAAGCCUAUCUCCCCAGUGUGACCAGUGAAGCUUGUUUCAGUCCCCCCAGAGAGCGGAAUGGGGCCGUCAUCUACACUGCUGCUCGUUGCUUUUUUGGGCUGGGCCGAAGGUGGUUCUUCUCUUCACUACUCAGACGGACGGUCCAGCCGUCUCUCUCUGGAGAAAACCUUUGGCCGGUCGCUUAAAGACUCCCAGUGCCAACACAUGCUGAAGCACCUCCACAAUGGAGCCCGAAUCACUGUGCAGAUGCCUCCCAACGUCGAGGGUCACUGGGUGUCCACCAGCUGUGAGGUGAGACCUGGCCCAGAGUUCCUGACGCGCUCCUACAGUUUCUACCCCAACAACACCUUCCAGGCUCACCAGUUCUACUACGAGGACAACCACUGCACCAAACCCACCUACACUCUGGUCAUCCGGGGUCGUCUGCGCCUACGCCAGGCCUCCUGGAUCAUCCGCGGCGGCACAGAGGCGGAGUACCACCUCCACCGCGUCCAGAUGGUUUGUCACACAGCCACCGUGGCCAAGGAGCUCAGCCAGAGGCUCAACCGCAGCUGCAGAGGGGCCGUGAAGGGCCCCUGGGAGCCCAGUGUGCUCUAUGAGCUGUGGAGCGAGGAGGGUGGCUACGACUGCUCCAGGGAGCUUAAUUUUGCCAUGCACGAGCUGCAGCUGCUGAGGGUGGAGAAGCAGUACCUGCAUCACAACCUGGAUCACCUGGUGGAGGAGCUGUUUCUAGGAGACAUCCACACCGACCCGUCCCAACGGCUGUACUACAAACCGUCCAGCUACCAGACCGCCCUGCAAAAUGCCAAGAACCAUGACCAUAGCUGUAUCGCCUGUCGCAUCAUCUACCGCUCAGAUGAGUUCCACCCUCCCAUCCUGCCACCGCGGGCUGACCUGACCGUCGGGCUGUACGGUCAGUGGGUGAGCCAGCGCUGUGAAGUUCGCCCCGAGGUCCUCUUCCUCACUCGCCACUUCAUCUUCCACGACAACAACCACACCUGGGAGGGCCACUACUACCACUACUCUGACCCUGUCUGUAAACACCCCACCUUCACCAUCUACGCCCGCGGGCGCUACAGCCGGGGGCUUCACUCCACCCGUGUGAUGGGUGGGACAGACUUUGUCUUCAAAGUAACCAACGGCUGCGUGGCACUGGGCAUUCGGCUCCCCCACACAGAAUAUGAGCUUUUCCGCAUGGAGCAGGACGCCCACGGCCGUUACCUGCUCUACAACGGCCAGCGUCCCAGCGACGGCUCCAGCCCAGACCGGCCGGAGAAGCGGGCCACCUCCUACCAGAUGCCCCUGGUGCAGUGUUCAGCAAGCAGCCAGCCCUCUGAGUACAGCAGAGCGGAUGACAUUGACAGGCCUCUGCUGCACCACAAUGACUGCACAGGAUGGCACAGAGGUAGCCAGCAACACGUCAUGGUGGCUCUUGUUGCAUUCGUCAUGUCUCUGCUUCUCUGCUGGAAAAGCUAGAGAGCAGUUUGGGCUUUUUCUACAUAAAGACACAACAAGAAAAGAGUGUGGAUUACAAGAGCAGACAGCAAAUAUAAACUUCUCUGAUGUGAAAGAGGAUGAAAACUGGUGCGCCUGAUCCUCUGAACUCCUUCCCAGCUACCAAAGACUCAACACUGCUGCACCACAGAAACUUUAGCACUUUAGAGUGGAACCAAAGACCAACCUGUCUGUGUUUCCACAAGUAUACAAAGAUGUCUAUAUAUCCACACAGACCUGAGAGUAUGUUUUAUACAGUGUAUUUACCUACAACUAUCAAGUCAUUUCUUGGUACUGCCAAAAGACACGAUUCGAUGUGUGGAAACUUUUUCUAUGAUGAACUCUUGACAAUAAGCUCCCUGCCUCGAGGAGAUGUGCUUAUGGACAGUCACUGUUUACAGCAAAAGGGAACUACACGACUUAUCUUACAGAAGUUUCUUUAAAUGUUGCCUUACAGUACAACAAACUCAGCAGCAGUUAUCUGUCAUCUAUUCCAUAUUAAGAUCAUGAUGCUAUCUUGGAUAGAAUAAAGUCAGUAACCUUCCAUGCAUUUCAUUUCCUCACUGAUCAGAGAGCUACACUGGCCAAUACGAUCAAUGGCUAUUUUGAAAUUAUGUCAUACUCAGAUUGGGAUGGGCACUUAAAAAUUGGCAUAUAAAUUGCCAGUCUCAACAUCUGGAGACUUCAGCUACACUGCAGUAGUUACAAUAGUUUGAACUGGGACUGAGCUAAAUUUAAUAAAAUUACACUUUUAACAAUAUGUUUUGAUAAAUAUCAAUAAUGUUAAUGUAUGAAAAAUCACAAUCAUGUGUUUUAUUGUUGUGCUUUACAUGAACAAAAUGUUUCAUGGGAGAAAAAUGUCUUAAUUUUUUAUUACAAUUUGAUUAGAAGCACCAAAUAAACACAAAUUCACAAACUAGACUACAGUAUGAUAAAAUCACAAAAUGAUUCCAAUUCAUUUUUAUACAUACAUUUGGGCCCUGUUUGGGGGGGGAGUUUAAGCUUAACUCCACAAUUAAAAUUUAGAUACUGUCAUUCAUUUUGAUAGUGAACUAUUUCGGCAGUCAGUGCAAGAAUUUACUGUUUAAAUACUGUGGACCUAUAAUUUCGUGCUAACAGGAAAUGAAGCAAGGAUUACAUCUGGGGACAUAUGAAACUGCAACUUCAAAUUUAGUGCCAGUUUCAGAAAGGGUAUCAUAAUAUGUUUUUGUCCAUCAGUUUUUGGUUUUACAAGGAUUACUGCAUUAACAUCUGACCUUUGUAUUACUUUUUUUUUUUACUAGACAUAAACAGACCCUUGUUUUUGGUACAUGUGGGUCUUAUCCCUCCAAAUACAGUCACAGGAUUGUGCUUUAAAGUUUGUUGUAACAACAAAUAUAGAAGACUGAGGUUUAGGUUUAACUGGACAUUUGUGUAUUUGUAACAAAGAAUUGAUUCUGGUUACGAAGCACUGUGUAGUAGGCCAUGUCUUACCUGUCCAGUUUGUGCAGCUACUUGAACAAGUCUUCCAGUGUGGAAUCGACAUGACAACAUAAAUUAGUGCUCUUUGCUCCUCAAGGUCCUGUCUAAUCUUGACAAUGGAAUAAAUUCAAAAUACCUUUCCAUAGGAUAAAGGUCAUCAGCACCCUUCAGUUCUCCAGUCAGAUCUCGAUCACAACUUUAAUGAAGCUCACUGCAGUGUUGUCAUCAUCAGUGUAAAGAUGUCGUCACCCUCUGGAUGGUGGACCAGUACCUGUUUGGGAACUUUCCAGCAUGCUUCUACUGAACCAAAACUUUCAGACUGUGCUCAACAGAGACCCCCAUCCCAGCAUACUCUUUUCCUGCAGUGGAAAAACUUUUAUAUUGCACAAUUGUCAUUGAUUGUGCAGAAUCUCGUUCAGUGUGCGCAGGCCUGAACCUGUAUUGGACUCCAAGAAAUGUCUUUUUGUAACUGGUUACAUGUAUAAGAUUAAAGGUUUGAUACUCUUCAGUGUUGAUCUAUUGUUUAAUUUUUUAAAGUAUCUUUUUUGUAUACUUACCUCUAACAAUAUAUUAUAACUUUCAAAUUGUUAUGCAAUUUUACAUUUAACAGUCAUGGUGUAGUCUCGCCACCAUGGUGUAUUAUGUCGUUAAAAAGUCAUACUUAAGUCUGCCAUAAAAAAUAAUACCAUUAUACCAUGUCAUAAAAAAUGUAUAAAAAUAUAGUGUGGCAUAAAAGUCAUUGUAUUGUAUGUCAGUCUUUUAAAAAGUGUCAAAGAAGCUUACAUUAUGAAAAAAGUAAUUGAACAAAGUCACAUUGUCCCCAAUAAAACCCCAAUAAAAGGCAUCUAUAGUAUGUCUAAAAAAAAAAAUUAGUAUUGUCAUAAAAUUUCUUAAAAAUGUCAUAGUAUGUCAUUAAGAAAAGUCAGUAUUGUAUGUCAUCAAAAGUUCUAAGAAAAGUCAUAGCAUGACAUACCAUAAAAGUAUUUUUAAAAGUUAUAGUUUAGCAUGUGAUAACGUCAUAGAACAGUAUGCUACAAAAAAAUGUCAUUGUAUAGUAUG